Messenger RNA from Falco peregrinus (peregrine falcon), 2711 nucleotides. RefSeq names its product cathepsin E (gene CTSE). The coding region runs from base 271 to 1452 and encodes 393 amino acids. Gene Ontology annotation, cellular component: endosome. Lineage: Eukaryota; Metazoa; Chordata; Aves; Falconiformes; Falconidae. Gene Ontology annotation, biological process: proteolysis. The transcript is spliced from 9 exons. Gene Ontology annotation, molecular function: aspartic-type endopeptidase activity. The record is from RefSeq and is a predicted model, not a curated record.
CGGCAGGUCCCCACUCAUGCCCUGCUCUGUCACCACCAGCCCCCCACCCAUAAAAACAAACUUGACCCCAGGGCGCUUGCUCUGCCUUGCCUGGGAUGUGGCCCGUGAUUCAUUUCAACUGCCAAAGCCCUGUGUUGACAUUGAAAGGGGUGUUAUCGCGGCGCUGCUACGCCGGGGCGAGGGUGUACCUGUUGGUAUAAGAACAACGCCGCAGCACUACCCACACCGGCAGAGCCCAGCCGAGGCCAGCACUGCCACCGAGACGCCAACAUGAAGCGUCUCCUCCUCCUCGCCGUGCUCUGCUUCUCCCUGGCCAGCAGCUUGAAAAGGGUGACCCUGGUGCGGCAGCGCUCCCUGCGGAAGGUGAUGCGGGACCACGGGCAGUUCUCCCACUUCUGCAAAGCCCACAAGCUCGACAUGAUCGAGUACACCGAGGACUGCAACGUCUUCAAGGAGGCCAAUGAGCCCCUCAUCAGCUACCUGGACCUGGAGUAUUUUGGGCAGAUCUCCAUUGGGACCCCCCCCCAGAACUUCACCGUGGUGUUUGACACGGGCUCCUCCAACCUCUGGGUGCCAUCCAUCUACUGUGUCAGCAAAGCCUGUGCUGCACACAACCAGUUUCAGCCAGUCCAGUCCAGCACGUACCAGGCGGUAGGGACCCCCUUCUCCAUUGAGUACGGCACCGGCAGCUUGACAGGCAUCAUUGGAUCUGACCAAGUAGUCAUUGAGGGUCUCACCGUGAGCAACCAGCAGUUUGCAGAGAGUGUCAGCGAGCCGGGAAAAGCCUUCCUGGAUGUCAGUUUUGAUGGGAUCCUGGGGCUGGCUUACCCCUCGUUGGCUGUAGAUGGGGUCACCCCCGUCUUUGACAACAUGAUGGCACAAAAUCUGGUGGAGCUGCCCAUGUUCUCCUUCUACCUGGGCAAGAACCCCGAAUCCCCCCUGGGAGGAGAGGUGAUCUUUGGUGGCUUUGACCCUUCCCGCUUCAUGGGGACCUUGAACUGGGUGCCGGUCACCCAGCAAGGGUACUGGCAGAUCCAGCUGGACAACAUCCAGCUGAACGGGACAGUGGUUUUCUGCAUGAAUGGCUGCCAGGCCAUCGUGGACACCGGGACGUCACUCAUCACAGGUCCUACCAAGGAUAUAAAAAAAUUGCAGAACUAUAUUGGUGCCACACCUGUGGAUGGAGAGUAUGCCGUGGACUGCAACAACCUCGGCAUGAUGCCUGACGUGACCUUCACCAUCAACGGGGUCCCCUACACCCUCGCCGCCCAGGCUUACACCCUCACGGACAAGUAUGCUGGCACAGCCUUCUGCAGUAGUGGCUUCCAGGGCCUGGACAUCGCCCCUCCUGCCGGACCCUUCUGGAUUUUGGGUGACGUUUUUAUCCGUCAGUUUUACUCCGUCUUUGACCGUGGAAAUAACCGGGUGGGGUUGGCCCCCGCCGUCCCGUAGGGCUGUGGCAUCCCAUGGGGCAGGAGUGGAACAGGAGCCACCGGGCUGCUGCCUUUGGGCAGGGCAGGGUCACCUCACUGCUGCAUCAGUGUCCCUGGAGGUGAUGAAGGCACCCAAAGAGCCCAGGAGAAGUUCGGUCCAUGCCAGGAAGCUAUUUCAUAAUUGAUAUAAAAAUGCCGUGAGCAGCUCUGUAAUCUGCUUUGUAGAGUCUCUUUUAAACACAGGUCAAUAAAAGCUUUAAUAAAACAAAACCUGCCAUGCUCAUGUCGGAAUCAGUGCAGCAGCAGCAGCCCCGCAGAUCUCGGCUGGGUUGCACCAGAGCAAUAACUCCUCCUUCCCCGUCCCCUGCCCUCCUCCCCGGCCAGCUAAAAGCCUCGGUGCACCCACGGCACAGCCCGGUGUCACCGCAGCUUCCCCGCUCUGGAGGGAGCCUUGGUGGUGCAGGAGAUGGGUAGCACUGGAUCCGAAAGGUCAGCCUCUGUGGUCCUUAGCUGGGAUUUCCACAGGGGCAGAAGAGGACACUUUGUCCAGGUAGAGCAGAAAGUCCCCUGCGGCGGCUGUGGGCAUCCCCGAGCUCUCCGCCGAGCCGGAGGGCAGGGCAGGGGCUGGGGAGCAGUGAGUUCACUGGGGAAAUGUGUUGCUUCAGCAGGCUGAGCUGAUGCUGGGUAACGAGGAGGUAACGAGGGGACUGGGGAGACACUGGGGAUCUUUCUGUGCCGCAAAACUCCCGGAACAACCGGUGGUUUCCAGUGAAUUUGGCUUUGAUCCCCGGGCACUUGCAAAGAAUCUAUGGUUGGUGAGUGCUGGAAGCGAGAGAGGGCAAACCAGCUGGCAGGCUGCGGCCAGCGGCCGUGGGCUGGGCUGGCUCAGAGGAUGGGGGUCUGGAGGGCCGUGGGGGGCUGCUGGCCCUGGGGGUCCCUGUGAGUCACUGUAGCGUGUGUGACUUGCUGAUGGUGCAAGGGAUGUGGGAGAAAGCAUGAGCAAUCGUGGCUCAUGCGUGAUGCAUCCCAAGACAGGCAUGGAAGGCUGUGAGAAAGGGAAGCGCAGUGAAGAGUUAUUUUUAUCCGCGCCUUUGCUCAGCUUUCCUCGCUGACGCUGACGUGAGGCCCUGCAGUGGGCUGGCAUCGAGGUGCCGGGGUCCCCGCAGCCGGGGCCAGGCUUUGCUCCUGCUGCGGUUUUCCCAGAUCUGAGCAGACUUCAGGGCUGGGUCUGAGUGCGUUGGAAAAUUCAGUUGUAAACUUGUCGCCUGCAAUGAAAAA